AUGCUCUUCUCAACCUUAAAACCCACCCCUUCGCACCUCCAAAAACUCGCCCAGAUACCCUGUCGCUUCGCAUCUACAUCCACAGUCACCAAAUCCCCCGCGGCCCAUCGAGCCGUCUAUUUUGGCUCCGACGUCUACUGGGGAAAAGCAUGGAAGAAUGUUGCUGGUACAGGUUUACUAUAUGUACCCGUGGUAGCUGCCGUGAUGUUUUGGCCUGCACCUAUUGCACCAUUGAUGAAUCUUUCCAAGGGGAUUAGGAAGGAGAAGGUUGUUUGA
Messenger RNA from Sclerotinia borealis F-4128, 276 nucleotides. NCBI's taxonomy places the organism in Eukaryota, Fungi, Ascomycota, Leotiomycetes, Helotiales, Sclerotiniaceae. The record is from the annotation of a GenBank genome assembly.